CAGUGCACGAGCACUGAUGCCUGCAGACCAGACAGUGAGCUAGCAGAUUCUAAGCGUUUGAUUAACUAAAUCACUUUAUUAUAACAUUUUCCAUAAAUAGACUUUAUGGCGAAGCAAAGCAGCAUUUUCAAAUUUUUCAAUAAGUCUCCGCCACCGGUUCCGAAGGCGAAACCCUCGCCUGCAGAAGCGGACUUGCCAUCCUCGGUUCGAAAAAAGAACAACUCUCCAAAAGAAGAAGCUAAGCAUGCAUCUCAAACUCCGACCACCAAAAAGACUGCUGCAAAAGCGAUCAAAGGCGGAUUCGGCAAACUCUUUGGGAAUAAGACCCCAACAGUAAAGGAGAGGUAAGGCAGAUCAAGUUAGUUAGCUAGCACAACAACAACAACGAGUUGCUUUGGUGUGGCUAGUGGUUUUAGCAGUAGCAAGCUACAGUAGCUAAUUAUAACUCGUGCAGUAAUGACAUUUGAUUUGUGAAAUAGCUAACUCCCUCGUCUACACAGGACAGACGUUAUGUAAUGCAAUACGAUUUAGACAGAUUAGUGGCUGGAUAAAACUAGGUAACCAGUCAGCUGAUCAGUUAACUAGGAAUGUUAUUUGUCACUCAACCAUUCCACACACUUCCAUGUGCAUCCAUUGUCAGACAGUGUUGCUGUUGGAAAAUAAUCAAUUCUGAUCAAGCAUGUCAAUGUACACAGUAACAUGCAUGCGUCCUCAUUUGGCGGGAGAACGUGUCACGUAAUUCAACACUUGCGUGACUGGCAUGAUGUGGGGCUGACGUAGACCCAGGGGUACCAAUUAUAUUGAGAGGGACAAGGCAUCAUAUCUUCACAUCGAUGUAAAACUAUGUUUACGCCUCGAUCACAUCGACAGUGUCAUUGCAUUUUGGUAUACCAGAAGUACCAAAGAUUUUUUAUAACUAAACCAAGAUAGACCACAGCCUGUCGUUUCCAAUGGGAACAAAUGAGUCAUAGUGGGCAGAACAAGCAAGGAGGUGGGCAGAGCCAAGCACGAGCUAGCGAGAUCCUAUUGGCCCGUUCUAGCAUGCAUCUGCAUAUUUCGGUUAGGGGAAGGCCUACUGAAGUGCAUGUGUGCGAUAACUGAAUUCGCCUUUGCACUCCUAAACAACAAGAUUUUUUACAACUUUGGCAAAGGGUAAAGUCUACAAAACUUAGUCCACUCUGUUCAUAACAGAUUCUAGUUUUGGGAACAGAAAACUGUAUUGAGAUCAAAUGUUUAAUUGAUGAGAAUGUCAGCCAAAAUCCAUCUUCUCCCACAGCCAGCCACUGGGCUUCCUCUCACUACCAUAUUUGGUAGUGAGUGGAAACGGCAAGCGGAUGCCUCACAUUUUAUAUAUCCGGUGAAACAUCUGGCUUAUUCUAUCUGUGGAAGUACAUUCAUUUCCAAUGGCGUUUGCCUAGCUGCAGUGUGGUGCAUACGUUGGAUUUAUCGAACGUAUGCGUCAAACUGUAUGCGUAGAUGGCUUGACAGAAAUGGUAGCAGAAGGUGAAUGUUGAACUUUUGUUGCACACAUAUCCAGAUGAUGCUGCGUAACAUUUUGCGCAGUGACGCUGUCUGUCGGUGUGAACGAGGCGUUAGCGGAGUUGAUGACAACCGGAUGCAUCCAGUUUUAAGGGAUACAGGCAGAAACUGCUUAUUCAAUAGAAAUCCCUGAUCACACUUGUAGGCGAUGUCAUUGCGACGUUGGCUAGUUAAGCUCAUGCACAGAAACACGUCAUCGUGUCUAAUGGUCGACCCGUGCCAAACUGCGCCUGUGCAGGCUGUCAAAUCAAAGGCACUCCUUUUGAUAUAAAGUUGUUUUUGACUAAAAUUAAAACUUGUCAGUUUGUCACUUAAACGAGGUUGGAGUAAUAACAUGUUCAACUACUUAAGACAUUUGCUCUAAUCUAGGUUGUGCCUUUUUAGAUUUCGAGAGAAUUAACAACUAAGGAAGUAUUUUUCACUUCUCUCAUUGACUUAUCAAACCCCAAAACCCGGCCUGGUCUGUUUCGCAAGCAUUCCCGGAAGUCUCGCGAUCUUGCACCUCUGGGUUUAGAAACUCUGUGAUACAGCUAAUUCAACCCUAUUCAACCUAGCUUCCUUUUCAGCUGAAACCCGGAUGUGGAAACUCCACUCAGGUGUUUUCUUUUACGCCUGCUACCUUAGGUUAAUGUAAAACAAAUGAAUGAGGGAACUCUAUGGAUGCGUCCCAAUAAUCUCCCUUUCCUCUUGAAGUGUGCACUUGUUCACUCCUCCCCACGAAUGUACAAAGCAUUGGAUUGGCGUAGGCAUGGGCUAGAGUAGGCAAGGGAGUUGCCAUACCAGUAAUUUCCUUUCAAAUCCAUGAAGGGAAGUUCAACAAGUGGACACUUGGGAAGACAGGAGAGAUUAUUACUAGGUAACCUGUUGUCUGAUUUUUAUUCUCCAUCUUCUUUUCUUCCAGUCCAGCACCAUGUCCAUUCAGUGCCGGAGCCUUGGUGUGGGCCAAGCUAGAAGGGCACCCCUGGUGGCCGUGUAUGGUAGUGCCCCAGCCCCUCGGCGGGCAGCAGAUGAGGGGCAGGGGUAAAAGCCAACGCCUGCAUGUCCACUUCUUCGACGAGCCGCCGACCAGGGGCUGGGUCAGCACCAAAUAUAUCCGCGAGUAUCAAGGUGAGAAAGCUAUGAUUUACCUGUGCAAAACUCCCUGCCUGUACUAUCUACAGGGUGCUACGUCACUCACCUACCCCUGUGCAGGUGGACAUCUAUGGUCUAUCUAUUCUUGGUUAGCCUGGCCACAAAUCUGUUUGUUCUGUCUUGCCAACUCCUAUGUGUGUUGUCAUGAAUGACAAUGACCAUAGGAGCAAGACGGCUCAAGAAAAUCUGAUAUCAGGCUAAUUCUAGCUAUGAUAUGGCUAAUGAGGUUAAAUACAAGAUGUAAAACGCAAGAUACCAGUUAAGAGUUAGGCUAUAUUACUACAGCAAUAGCUUCGCCAAUGCAUUUUAUUAAUUAAAUGUUUUUGGCACUGAGCAAAAUGCAUCCCAUAACAUUUUAACAUGGAAAUAGCUGUUCUAUCAUUCAGCCUACAGUAGCAGCCAAAGUGUGGUGUUCAAUGUAGGUCUACAUUCCAUGAUACUUUUGGAAAAAAAACAUGCAGGGUUUGACAUUAACCUGUUUAUGCACUUGUCCUUCAGACAAGGAGGUGACUGAAAAUGUUGUGGUGUUUGAUGCAAGAAACCACUUUACAAAAUAUAAUGCAUUAUUAUUCCCAUACCAUUAUUACAGAAAAUCAGACAUUAUGCUACCCUCUGCCUAUUGGCUACUUAGCUCAAAAUACAACACUGCCCCUUUAAGACAAAAAACAACUCUUUACCCCACUCGCUUUUCAAAGAUGUCUAGAAAUGUAAAUGUUUUGUGCUCUUGUAGGAAGCAAUCACUCCCCUACUGCUGACUACAAAUGAUCUAUAACUGGGCUAAUAACUCACUAACUAGCAAAGGAUAUGAACAAAAUGUGCACACGUGGCUACAUGCAGCUCUUGCUUUGAUCUCCAAACAAGCGCAUCUACUCUCAACCGCUCAUGCUGUUAACACAGUCCAGUUCAACGUAAAUGGCACAGAUCCAUAAAUGGCAAUGGUCUAUUUGCAUAUAGGCCUACUGCAGCUCUGAUUGUUUAUGCCGCACCGGUCUGUGUAGAGUACGGGCUGAGUAGUACGUGUCAAUGCAAUAGAAUUCUACUCCGAUGUGUUCUGCCUACAACAAAAUCUCUUGUAUAGUUCGUUUUGUUUCGGUAUGUUGCAUUGAAAGUGGCUAAUAUUGGGUUGAAUCAAUCACAAUUGCCACAGUAAAGGGAAACGUUGAUAGUGUUAACAGGGAAAACUCUAGAAGUGGUCACCAACCUUUUCUGAGUCAAAAUGCGAGAUAUACCGCUCAGAUUCUUUUAACAUGACUUAAAAAAACGUAUGCCUAUGCAACAUUAACCAAUUAAAAACAGUUCUGUAGCAGUGAGGUUUGUGCAGUAAGCUAUAGGCCCAAUACAUUAUCAACACAUAUUGGCUUUGCUUGAAUUGCCCUGUCAAUGCAUUGUUGUUUAGGCCAUUUAAAAAAAUCAUAUUUCAAAAUUUGAGGUAGGCUAGAUGAUCACACCGGUAAUAGAUCCGUUGUUGUAUUACUUGAGGCACAGCUGAGUGAGCAUACGUUUAAAUAAUUUGAUGGCGCCUGCAUCUGAUGGUCAGUCUCAGCGGAGGGAGAGAGCAGCAGCCUGAGGGUCCGCCUCUCAACAUCCCUCCGCUCUCCCUUUCCUCCACUGACACUGACCAAAAAGGGACACCGUCUUCCAGCUGAUGGUGAAACUCGAGUUGCACCGCAUUAUUUCUGCGACUGCAUUGUUACUCCUAUGAACAGAGAAAGUGAAAUAUUCCUCAAAAUUAAAAAAGACCCAAGCAGCUAAUAAUAACAACGCAAGCCUAUAGAUACACUUUCCUACUCAUUCAUUACUGCUGCAGUGCUUGUUGUAGCGCUGAGUGGAAAUAGGAAGAAAGCGCAUUUUGUGGCUUAUAAAAGUGUUGAAUACAAAGUGUUGACAGUGCUGAGUAAGAACUUAAACAUGAACUCACUAAUAAAAACAGCAGCUCUUUGCUGUAUUCAUUGACAUUUUCUCUUUAGUCAUGGGUUUUAAACGUUUUGAAAUCAGUAUCAACAUUGCUGUAGAUUUCUUAUGCCUGUUACGUUACUGCAGACACAGUAAUCUGAGCCAUCCGAUUGGCCAGCGGUAGGCCUGUAGUGCACUUCAUUUGCUCUCUGGGCCCGCCGGGAAGGCAGAGUUUGUACCUUUAGACACAUGACCUGUUUCUAAAUGGCAACAGUUUGCCUACUCAGCGCGCAGGGCAGCUGAAUCGGGUGCACCCCCCCAAAAAAGGAACACAGCUUUAUCGUUGGGUUUUUUACAGAAAUAUUUGGCGAUCCACUAGGAAUGCCUUCGCGAUCGACCGGUUGGUUGGUGACCACUGCUCUAGAAAGUGAAGUUCAAUCUCGUGCUUCUCUCUGUGGGCUGAUAUUUCUGCGCAGCAGUCCCGGGGCUACUGCGCGCGCAGCUUAGACAGAACAUUGUUCUAGAGCCAUAUACAGUACCAGUCAAAAGUUUGGACACGCCUACUCAUUCCAGGGUUUUUCUUUAUAUUUAUUAUUUUCUACAAUGUGGAAUAAUAGUGAAGACAUCAAAACUAUGAAAUAACAUAUGGAAUCAUUCAAGACUGUUGGAAAAGCAUUCCAGGUGAAGCUGGUUGAGAGAAUGCCAAGAGUGUGCAAAGCUGUCAUCAAGGCAAAGGGUGGCUACUUUGAAGAAUCUCAAAUAUAAAAUAUAUUUUGAUUUGUUUAACACUUUUUUGGUUACUACAUGAUUCCAUAUGUGUUUAUUUAAAAGUUUUGAUGUCUUCACUAUUAUACAAUGUAAAAAAUUAAGAAAAACCCUUGAAUGAGUAGGUGUGUCCAAACUUUUGACUAGUACUGUACACUUUGGAGUGUACUAAAAAUAAUGUUGCUUCUCACUUGUACUCCAUCCCAGGCUCGGACAGCAGUGAUGCUAAGACGGGAGGGGUGUUCUUCAGUGGUAAGCCUGUGAUCCGCAGGGCCAUGGAGCUGGCUGAUGCUGCUAUGCCAGACAGCUCAGAGACCAGACUGAAGAUGCCUGUCUGUAUGGACCCAUCUGAUGCUGAGGAGGAGGAGGAGGAGGAUAUGGAGGUGAGAGAACCUUUUCGUUUGUACGGAAACCUUUCCGUAUGUACUGCUGCUAACAUUGCAUUUCCCUUUGAUACUUUAUUAAUCCACAAUCUGUCUAUCUAGACGCAUUUUAAUGCAAAUGUAAGCCAGUAUCAAAACCUUUUUCAUUUUGUAGUGUACAUUGGACUUACCACUCAAUAAUGAUAAAUACUGUAUCAUUAUAUACUCUUACUCUGUCUCGUUGUGUGCAAACUAGCAAGUGUAAAGUAAAUGUGUUUAAUAUUUUCAAACAUAAUGUGCCUAGAUUAUUUAUUUCCCCUUCUUCCAACAGCUUGAUAAGUCAGCACUGACUGACGAAGACUUGACUGAAGAGGAAGAUGAUGAGACAGUGAAGUCAAAGCCUAGUCGCCGUUCAUCCCGCACCACAGCAGAACAGGGCAGCAAGUCCAAGCGUCGCCGCAUUGUGGUCGCCUCCGACAGUGAAGACUCGGGUGAUGAAUUCAAACCAGAACAGGCCGGAGGUAGCAGUGAGGAAGAUGACGAGGAAGAGGAGGUAGUGAACAGUGCGUCGGAGGAGGAGGAAGAUGCAGAAAGUGAACACGAGGCUGAACCCGGUAGCCCAGUUAAACCGGUGAAACGCAAACGACCCGCAGAGAAGCCAUCCAGUGCCAAACCAAAACCCAAGAUUCCCACUCUUCCCGAACCCGCCAAGAGAGCCCCCUUAACUAGCACCAUCACAGCCGACACCAAGUCUCGACUCUCAGCCUUUUCGGCCCCGGAGAGCUUCGACAGCCAAGCGAUUGGCUCAGUUGCCGGCGGACAAGGUGGGGCUACGGUAUGGGACCAUGAGAAGCUUGAUUGGCUACAGGAAGGCCGGAGGAAAGACACCAAGAGACGGAGACAGUCUGAGGAAGACUACGACCCCACGACUCUCUACGUCCCAGAAGACUUCCUGAACAAAACGACCCCAGGCAUGCGGCGUUGGUGGCAGCUCAAGUCGGAGACGUUCGACGCCGUGCUCUUCUACAAGGUACUAUCAAUCAUUCAAAUGUAUUUAUGAAGUCCUUUUUAUAUCAGCAGUUGUCACAGUGUUACAAAGUAACCCGGCCUAGAUUUUGGAUAGGAUUUUCCCAUGCUAGUCUGUGUUUGUUGUGCUGUAUUUUGGUGGCGGUGCAAUGCUUCUUUGUGUAACAUACAUUCACCGGCCAGUUUAUUAGGUACACCCAUCUAAUACUGGGUCAGACACCCCCUUUGCCUCCAGAACAGCCUGACUUCUUGGAGAUUCUUCAUUGAACAUGCUUUUUAGUCUAGGACUAGGCUAAAUCUGUGGCUGUGAAACUGUCCUUUAGUGUCCUCAUCUCUCUUGAAAGGUGCAAAUAAAAUGUAUUAUUACUCAGGUGGGUAAGUUCUAUGAGCUGUACCACAUGGACGCUGUGAUCGGUGUCAACGAGCUGGGUCUGACCUUCAUGAAGGGGGCCUGGGCCCACUCUGGCUUCCCCGAGAUUGGCUUUGGACGCUUCUCAGACGGACUGGUGCAGAAGGGAUACAAGGUGGGGGAGCCAUUUUGAAACUAUGUUUUUUAAAUGAAAGCUUAGACUCACCCUUUUAAAAGAAAGCUUAACCUUGUCCAAAAUAAUAUUGCUAUAUGUAACUAUUGAUUUUCCCCCCCUUCCCCCCCAUCACUACUGUUUUGCUGGCAAACCAAUUUCUCCUCAGUCAUUAAUAAAGUAUUUCUUAUGUUAGGUGGCGCGAGUGGAGCAGACGGAGACUCCAGAUAUGAUGGAGGCUCGCUGUAAGACCAUGCUGAAGCCCACCAAAUUUGACCGGGUGGUGCAGCGCGAGGUGUGCCGAAUCAUCACACGGGGAACACAGACCUACAGCGUGUUGGACGGAGCCCCUUCUGAGACACAGAGCAAAUACCUCCUGAGCAUCAAGGAGAAGGUAGGAUGUGUUUUGUGAUGCGUUAUACAGUGCAUUUGUAAAGUAUUCAGACCCCUACAUUCUUUCCAAAUUUUGUUACGUUACAGCCUUAUUCUAAAAUGGAUUAAAUUGUUUUUUUUCUCAUUAAUCUACACACAAUACCCCAUAAUGACAAAGCAAAAACAUUUUUUAUAGCUAAUUUAUUUUAAAAAAAAAAUAGAAAACAUUACAUUUACAUAAGUAUUCAGACCCUUUACUCAGUACUUUGUUGAAGCACCUUUUGGCAGCGAUUACAUCCUCAAGUCUUCUUGGGUAUGAUGCUACAAGCUUGGCACACCUGUAUUUGGGGAGUUUCUCCCAUUCUUCUCUGCAGAUCCUCUCAAGCUCUGUCAGGUUGGAUGGAUGGGGAGCGUCGCUGCACAGCUAUUUUCAGGUCUCUCCAGAGAUGUUCGAUUGGGUUCAAGUCCGGGCUCUGGCUGGGCCACUCAAGGACAUUCAGAGACUUGUCCCAAAGCCACUCCUGCGUUGUCUUGGCUGUGUGCUUAGGGUUGUUGUCCUGUUGGAAGGUGAACCUUCGCCCCAGUCUGAGGUCCUGAUCGCUCUGGAGGAGGUUUUCAUCAAGGAUUUCUCUGUUCAUCUUUCCCUCAAACCUGACUAGUCUCCCAGUCCCUGCCGCUGAAAAACAUCCCCACAGCAUGAUGCUGCUACCACCAUGCUUCACCGUAGGGAUGGUAUUGGCCAGGUGAUGAGCGAAUGUUCCAAAAUGCAAUUUGCGGGAAAACACAGUUCUAAAUAUCCAUUCAAAAUGUAGAAAGAGGGACGAUCUAAAGAUGCAACUAUCAUGGGUUGCUAAUAUUACUAGGAUAAUGCCUUUGGCUGCUAGACAAUGAAAGGAAGUUGAUUAUUUGAAAACCAAUAGAACAGUCAGGAGAGCGCAUAUGAGGAAGUGUUUAUAAAAUAUUUCCCUGAACAUUUUUAUGGUUGGAUUUUGGUAGAUGGAAGGGCUUUUCCAAAAACCUUAUCAAUUAAAUGUUAACUAGCUAUGCCUACUGGCAGAAUGACAUAAUGAUGAUUACUUGCAUCAAUCCAGUGGCAAUUUGUUUUGCAAACUCAAUCUUGUGCGCUACAGAAACACGAGUAACCAAAAAACAGUGCUAGGGGCCUGCACACUUGAAUUAAAGGGUAACUACACUCAAAUCAAAAUUUCUUAAGAUUUUUCCCAGACCUCAAAAGUGGUCUCCUGAUGUGGUUUAAGCAUUGUUGUGGACUUAGAACAUCCAAAUGUGUAUUUUUUUUAUUUGUUGAAAGUGUGACUUCGACAGCAAGAGCAAAAUGGUAAAAAUCAGAAACCUGUGAAUUUCUCAGUCCACAGCCUCAUUUAUCUGUUUCAAUAGUAGGGCUAUUAUUAGCCUACUUCACAGUACAGCUUGGGUUGGCCUGACUGUGAAAGACCAAUAUGGGAUUUAUCAAUUUAGGUAAUUCAGUGUUUGCCACUGUUUCUCAUUGAAUUUCUCACAAAUGGUGCCAUUCCUUCACCGGGCGGGCCGUUUUGGGUAAUUUUGGGGCAAAAUUAGAUACCCACUUCUCCAGGCACCACUACACCACUGAGUUCAACUACCACCAAGCUAAUGCAAAAUGUAGUUAAAUUACUAGUUGAACUACAUGUAGUUCACUACUCUGCAACUCUGAGUUUGGGUCAAACUCCUCUAACCUUGAGUUGAGAGUAGGCCUCAGUCCCAGAAUGUUAGCAAAGCUGCACUACAAGCCUGAACUUUCUCAAUGUCAUUUUUUUAAUGAACUAACCCUUUAAACUGUGCAGGAAUAUGUUUUGCAUCACAAAGUAUAACCUCCUCUCAUCUCAAGGCAGAGGAGGAGAGUUCAGGGCGCUGCAGGACCUAUGGGGUCAGCUUCGUAGAUACAUCUGUAGGGUACUUCCAUGUGGGCCAAUUCCAGGACGACCGACACUGCUCCCGGCUCCGCACCCUGGUGUCACAUUAUGCCCCCGCACAGGUCAGGCACUACUUUUACAGCACAGGAGGUUGGUGGCACCUUAAGUGGGGAGGACGGGCUCGUGGUAAUGGUUGUCGCGGAAUAAGUGGAAUGGUAUCCAAUACGUCAAACACAUGAUUUCCAUGGUUUCCAGGUGUUUGAUGCCAUUCACUCCGUUCCAGACAUUAUUAUGAGCCGUCCUCCCCUCAUCAGCCUCCACUGUUCUACAGCCUCAAUUGUUCAACACUAACAAUUUAAACUUGUUAACUUCUUCCACUACCAUAAAAAUAUGUUUGGACAGCUGAAGGAAGUCACACAAUUAUUAUUAUUUAGGGAAAUUACCCUAUCUAGUUUUCAUAACACUUACAGCAUAUCACAAUCACCCAACAACAACAAGACACACAACAUUGAUCUGCCCCGUCCUGGUCAAAAAUGUUUUUAGACAUAAAGGAACAUUUUAUAUACAUUUUCCUUUCUUUUCUUUCUGUUCACACAGGUGCUCUUCGAGAAGGGGAACCCUUCUGCCGAAACCCGUAAAAUCUUCAAGGCUUCUUUGUCCUCGGCUAUGCAGGAGGGGCUGACUGCAGGUUCGCAGUUCUUUUUCAAUACUUUAUUUACAAUGAUACUGAUGACAGAUUUACAAUGACCCCUUCCUCUCCCAUACUUCCCAUCUGUAAUGCACAUCUUUAUGUUGAUACGAAAAAUUGUCAGGCGUCUGAUAUCGUUUGUUGAACUUUACUUUACCAACAUUGUUGUUCACUUGCUUUCUCGCUCAACUAGUGCAUGAGUAAAACAUGGAAUGUAAUACUGUUUAUCGGUUAUCAAUAUAAUGAAAACAUGGACUGGAAUACUGUUGAUCGGUUAUCAAUAUAAUGAAAACAUGGACUGGAAUCGCAGUAAUGUUCACUACAUUACACCCUCCUCCCUCUAAACAGGCUCCCAGUUCUGGGACGCUCAGAAGACCCUGAAGACCCUAGCUGAGGAAAACUACUUUAAGGAGAGCGUGGGGAAGGAUGAGGAGUCUGGGAGCAGUGUUCUCCCCUCUGUCCUCAAAUCCAUGACGUCUGAGAGCGACUCGUUGGGUCUGACCCCUAAGGAGGGUUAUGAGUUGGCCCUGUCGGCCCUGGGAGGGUGUAUUUUCUACCUGAAGAAAUGUCUGGUAGACCAGGAGCUGCUGUCCAUGACCAACUUCAAGGUAGGGAUGUCAAUGGUUAACCGAUUAGCCAACCAUAAUAAUGAAGCAAGUUAAACUUGAUUGGUUUAAUGCUUAAUUUGUAUUAUGAACGUUUGCUAACCAUAAAUUAGUAAAUGUUGAAGGAAAAUAAGUAGCCCAAUAGAGCAUUCAGCCUUAAUAUCCUGCUAAGCUGGCUAGCUUGCUACUCCGUAAAUGUAGUUAGUUUGAGCCUUUCAGGCGUAGCCCGGUCCCAGAUCUGUUUAUGCUUUUGCCUACUCUUGUCAUUGUCAAACCAAACAUUGCAUGACAAAUCCCUAAGGAGUUGGCAAGAGAGCAGAAACAGACUGGCAUCCAGUCUAUUCCAGGGGUGCACUAAGUCAUGAUUGUAUCCCAAAUUCUAGGAAUACGUCCCGGUGGACGUGGAGAUGGAGAAGGCAGCUGGGCCGACCCACUUCUUCUCACAGACCCGUCAGCGUAUGGUCCUGGACGGGGUGACCCUAGCCAACCUGGAGAUCCUGCAGAAUGGUUCGGGGGGUACAGAGGGGACCCUGUUGGAACGCCUAGAUACCUGUAGUAGUCCAUUUGGUAAAAGGUUGCUGAAGCAAUGGCUCUGUUCCCCGCUCUGUAACCCCACAUCCAUAGGUGAGGGGCACACGAAAAUACACAAACGCAGACACACACCUAUUGUUUUCAUUGGUUGGUUUGCUAUUGUCUUAUUUUUUUGAUUUGCUGUCUUUGGGUUAUUGAAAUGCUCUAUAUAAACCCCAUGUAUUAUAAUGAUUAUAGGGGAGCGCCUGGAUGCCCUGGAGGACCUGAUGGGAGUGCAGGCCCAGGCUACGGAGGUCUCAGACCUGCUCAAGAAGCUCCCUGAUCUGGAGAGGCUCCUCAGUAAGAUCCACAGCAUCGGUACUCAGAAGGGUCAGGACCACCCGGACAGCAGGGCUGUUCUGUAUGAAGAGGUCACCUACAGUAAGAGAAAGAUUGCUGACUUCCUCUCGGCUCUGGAGGGCUUCAAGACCAUGCAGGAGAUUGUGUCCAUACUAGGACCGGUCGCGGUCGACUUCCGGUCCAGGCUGCUGUGCCAGGUUUGUACACUACACACCACAACACUACCUGUCACUUGAAUUGUUAUUUUUACUAUACUAAUUCUUUACUUUUUAACUGUCCUGUAUUGUCUUGUGAUUGUUUUAAGUGUUGUGAUUAUUUGUAUUUAUGUUUUUUACUAUGGUUGUAACUAAGCAUGACAAACUGAUUUCCUCUUGGCAAUUUAAUAAAGUACAAUUUCAUGUAAUCUCAUCAGGUGGUCAACCUGAAGGAUGAUGGUCAGGAAGGCCUCUUCCCUGACCUGUCGGCCGAGCUGAAACGCUGGGACACAGCCUUCGACCACCAGAAGGCACGCACCACCGGAGUCAUCACCCCUAAGGCUGGCUUUGACCCAGAGUUUGACCAGGCUCUCAGUGGCAUCAAGACCUGUGAGAAGGACCUACAGGACUACCUUGACAGGUACCUUCAUCACUUGAGACACACAUUUAGGAAACCUUCCCAGGCUCAGAUUACUCCUAGUCUUGGACUAAAAAGCAUGCCCAAUGGAGAAUGGAAAUUGAAAUAGCGAAAAAGCUAUUUUCUUCAUGGACAAAUGUAAAAUACAGUUAACAAACUUGAAUGUUGCCAGGCAGAAGAAGAGGCUGGGCUGCAGGAACCUGACCUACUGGGGGACGGGACGGAACCGCUUCCAGAUGGAAGUACCAGACAGCGUCUCAGAGAGGAACAUACCUGAGGAGUACAAGGUCAGAGUGGCUGAAAACAAUGCCAUUUUCAGGGGUUCAAUUUCCGCUGGGGGAAAAAAAAAGUCUGCCAAAUUACAAAUAAUGAGUGUUCCACAAUGUGGUUUUUAAUCUGUAGUAUGUCUUGUCAAAUAUUGUGGAGUGACAGUUUAGCAAACUUUUCUGAACUCUAUUUAAUCAGGUGAAGUCCACGAAGAAGGGCUGGAAGCGCUACUGGACGAGGGAGAUAGAGCGUCUGUUCUCAGAGCUACAGAAUCUCGAGGAGAAGAGAGACGCAGCUCUGAAGGACUGCAUGAGAAGACUCUUCUACAACUUUGACAAGAACUACAGGGACUGGCAGACUGGGGUGGAGUGCAUGGCUGUGCUAGGUAAGCUUUGCUUUAUUAGGUUUAUUUAACUGGCUCAAUGAGAGGACCACAAUGGAAACAAGUCUUCUGAGUAUCCUGGGCAAUUUUACACAUUUGUGUGUAUUUUAAAUUGUCAAAUCAAAUGCACAUUGAUCAACAUCUUCUCAUGAGCAUGAUCAUGCACAUGUACAGUACCAGUCAAAAGUUUGGACACACCUACUCAUUUAAGGGUUUUUCUUUAUUUUUACUAUUUUCUACAUUGUAGAAUAAUAGUGAAGACAUAAAAACUAUGAAAUUAACACACAUGGAAUCAUGUAGUAACCAAAAAAGUGUGAAACAAAUCAAAAUAUAUUUUAUACAGUGGGAAGAACAAGUAUUUGAUACACUGCCGAUUUUGCAGGUUUUCCUACUUACAAAGCAUGUAGAAGUCUGUAAUUUUUAUCAUAGGUACACUUCAACUGUGAGAGACGGAAUCUAAAACAAAAAUCCAGAAAAUCACAUUGUAUGAUUUUUAAGUAAUUCAUUUGCAUUUUAUUGCAUGACAUAAGUAUUUGAUACAUCAGAAAAGCAGAACUUAAUAUUUGGUACAGAAACCUUUGUUUGCAAUUACAGAGAUCAUACGUUUCCUGUAGGUCUUGACCAGGUUUGCACACACUGCAGCAGGGAUUUUGGCCCACUCCUCCAUACAGACCUUCUCCAGAUCCUUCAGGUUUUGGGGCUAUCGCUGGGCAAUAUGGACUUUCAGCUCCCUCCAAAGAUUUUCUAUUGGGUUCAGGUCUGGAGACUGGCUAGGCCACUCAAGGACCUUGAGAUGCUUCUUACGGAGCCACUCCUUAGUUGCCCUGGCUGUGUGUUUCGGGACGUUGUCAUGCUAGAAGACCCAGCCACGACCCAUCUUCAAUGCUCUUACUGAGGGAAGGAGGUUGUUGGCCAAGAUCUCGCGAUACAUGACCCCAUCCAUCCUCCCCUCAAUACGGUGCAGUCGUCCUGUCCCCUUUGCAGAAAAGCAUCCCCAAAGAAUGAUGUUUCCACCUCCAUGCUUCACGGUUGGGAUGGUGUUCUUGGGGUUGUACUCAUCCUUCUUCUUCCACCAAACACGGCGAAUGGAGUUUAGACCAAAAAGCUCUAUUGUUUGUCUCAUCAGACCACAUGACCUUCUCCCAUUCCUCCUCUGGAUCAUCCAGAUAGUCAUUGGCAAACUUCAGACGGGCCUGGACAUGCGCUGGCUUGAGCAGGGGGACCUUGCGUGCGCUGCAGGAUUUUAAUCCAUGACGGCGUAGUGUGUUACUAAUGGUUUUCUUUGAGACUGUGGUCCCAGCUCUCUUCAGGUUAUUGACCAGGUCCUGCCGUGUAGUUCUGGGCUGAUCCCUCACCUUCCUCAUGAUCAUUGAUGCCCCACGAGGUGAGAUCUUGCAUGGAGCCCCAGACUGAGGGUGAUUGACCGUCAUCUUGAACUUCUUCCAUUUUCUAAUAAUUGCGCCAACAGUUGUUGCCUUCUCACCAAGCUGCUUGCCUAUUGUCCUGUAGCCCAUCCCAGACUUGUGCAGGUCUACAAUUUUAUCCCUGAUGUCCUUACACAGCUCUCUGUUCUUGGCCAUUGUGGAGAGGUUGGAGUCUGUUUGAUUGAGUGUGUGGACAGGUGUCUUUUAUACAGGUAACCUGUUCAAACAGGUGCAGUUAACAGGUAAUGAGUGGAGAACAGGAGGGCUUCUUAAAGAAAAAAUAACAGGUCUGUGAGAGCUGGAAUUCUUACUGGUUGGUAUGUGAUCAAAUACUUAUGUCAUGCAAUAAAAUGCAAAUGAAUUACUUAAAAAUCAUACAAUGUGAUUUUCUGGAUUUUUGUUUUAGAUUCCGUCUCUCACAGUUGAAGUGUACCUAUGAUAAAAAUUACAGACCUCUACAUGCUUUGUAAGUAGGAAAACCUGCAAAAUCGGCAGUGUAUCAAAUACUUGUUCUCCCCACUGUAUUUGAGGUUCUUCAAAUAGCCACCCUUUGCCUUGAUGACAGCUUUGCACACUCUUGGCAUUCUCUCAACCAGCUUCACCUGGAAUGCUUUUCAAACCGUCUUGAAGGAGUUCCCACAUAUGCUGAGCACUUGUUGGCUGCUUUUCCUUCACUCUGCCGUCCGACCCGGUUGAGUCCGGGGGAUUGUGGAGGCCAGUUCAUCUGAUGCAGCACUCCAUCACUCUGCUUCUUGGUAAAAUAGUCCUUACACAGCCUGGAGGUGUGUUGGGUCAUUGUCCUGUUGAAAAACAAAUGAUAGUCCCACUAAGCCCAAACCAGAUGGGAUGGCGUAUUGCUGCAGAAUGCUGUGGUAGCCAUGCUGGUUAAGUGUGCCUUGAAUUCUAAAUAAAUCACAGACAGCGUCACCAGCAAAGCACCCCCACACCAUAACACAUCCUCCUCCAUGCUUUACGGUGGGAACUACACAUGCAGAGAUCAUCCGUUCACCCACAUCGCGUCUCACAAAGACAUGGCGGUUGGAACCAAAAAUCUCAAAUUUGGACUCCAGACCAAAGGACACAUUUCCACCGGUUUAAUGUCCAUUGCAAGCGUUUCUUGGCCCAAGCAGGUCAUAAUAUGGAUUUGGUCUUUUACCAAAUAGGGCUAUCUUCUGUAUACACCCCCUACCUUGUCACAACACAACGGAUUGGCUCAAACGCAUUAAGGAGGAAAUUCCACAAAUUAACUUUUAACAAGGCACACCUGUUAAUUGACAUGCAUUCCAGUUGACUACCUCAUGAAGUUGGUUGAGAGAAUGCCAAGAGUGGCAAAGGGUGGCUAUUUGAAGAAUCUCAAAUAUGAAAUAUAUUUUGAUUUGUUUAACACUUUUGUUUGGUUGCUGCAUGAUUCCAUAUGUGUUAUUUCAUAGUUUUGAUGUCUUCACUAUGAGUCUACAAUGUAAAAAUUAAAGAAAAACCCUUGAAUGAGUAGGUGUCCAAACUUUUGACUGGUAGUGUAGGUCCACUUGAAUUCAGAAGAAUGAACGACUCAAUAAACCUACAGCAUUAUACUUAUAGAUAAAUAUUAAGUUGCAGCCAGGUGCUGCUGGUUGCCAUAGAUACAGUUUAUGGACCUGGUGAGCCACAGACAUUGGUUUGUUGACAAUGCAUAAACACGUUUGCAAACUGAUAUUUUACACCCAUUAUAGUGGUCCUCUGUAGCUCAGCUGGUAGAGCACGGCGCUUGUAACACCAGGGUAGUGGGUUCGAUCCCCGGGACCACCCAUACACAAAAAUGUAUGCACGCAUGACUGUAAGUCGCUUUGGAUAAAAGCGUCUGCUAAGUGGCAUUAUUAUUAUUAUUAUUAUUAUUAUUAUUAUUAUUAUUAUAAUAAUAAACAGUAGGCUGAAUAAUCAUAUUUGGCAGGGGUUUGAACCGGUUCAGGGAACUGAACCAAAAACUGGAAAAUAACGUAAUUUUCUGAGCAACGGAACAGGGAACGAAUGUGAUCUCUACUGUUCUGGAACAGAACCUUUAUUUUAAAAGCAUGGGAACCGGUUUAUAAUUGUAUUUUAUGUUCCGGACAUUUUUUCCAGUCCUACGAAAAACUAAAACAAAACACCUAAGCAAAGCCCUCACUAUCACUCAAACGUAUUCCAGCGUCUGCCUGCUUGCCAGCUGGAAAUCUUUACCAGUGUGUGUGCGUGUAGGCUACCUGCCCCUCCCCCUCCGAAGCAUAGUCUACUGUAGCCCCUCCCCCUCCGAAGCAUAGUCUACUGUAGCCCCUCCCGCUCCGAAGCAUAGUCUACUGUAGCCCCUCCCGCUCCGAAGCAUAGACUACUGUAGCCCCUCCCGCUCCGAAGCACAGACUACUGUAGCCCCUCCCGCUCCGAAGCACAGACUACUGUAGCCCCUCCCGCUCCGAAGCACAGACUACUGUAGCCCCUCCCGCUCCGAAGCAUAGACUACUAGAGCCCCUUCACCUCCGAUGCAUAGACUACUAAAGCCCCUCCACCUCCGAAGCAUAGACUACUGUAGCCUACUGACCUAUACAAGCAUGAUUCAGAAGAUAUAUUUUUAAUAACAGAAGAAUGGAUUAACCUUUUCAAUGCUAGUUAAGAAUACUAUAGUUAUCACAUUACACAAUGGAUUAAUUAAUUACAAAAAAAGGUAAGAUGUGUUUUUAAUUCUCAUGCAGCUCUGCACACACAAGCUUGUUAGCUAGCUCUGGUUUAGCGUUAAGUUCAAAGGACAUUCAAAGUUCCUCCAUAGAAGCCGCUCCUCCGUAGGUAUAAUUCUGUGGGCCUAAUUCAGAUAAUGCAUGUCAUAACAAGAUGCCCAGCACUUCAAGCCAAACCACCUCCACUCUCUCCACACCUGCAAAAUGUAAUUCGCAUCUCACGCCUUACACUUGUCAGUCCAUUACGCAUUUAAACAACUAGCUUACCUGCUCCAUAGCAAGCUGCUCUAUCCGCACUGAUUGGUGAAGUAAUUCAAUUAGCUGUUCUAAACAAACAGAGUAAAAACUUAUAGAUGACUAGGAAAAGCUCAACCCAAGUUUAUUCCCCACUGGGUCAAACGGCUACAAAGACAUGUUUACACAAGCACAUAUAUUUAUACCCUCCUACUAGGCGUAGUCAAGUCCUUGCACAUCUAGACAGCCAAUACAUCUCUGUUGCUAGUCAGGAACUUAAAUUGGUUCCUUUCACUGGUGUAGUCAUGGCCCCGCCUCCUGCUAGAACCUUCGUGGGUGUGGAAAUGUGUGUGGGACUGUUCUUUCUCACUUCAUCUGACCUCGGGCCAAAUUCCUCGCACCUCCCUAAUCCACGACUGUCCUACCUUAUCAGUGACUGAAACCAGACUGUUGCCCUUUGCCUCCCUCCUUAGGAGCCAUGAGAUUUAACAAUACCAUAUUUUGACAGAAUGUAGACUUUCAGCACUCCCCCUUCCUCACUCAGUAACUUUCCAUACACCUUCUUCUUUUCCACCCUCCAUUGACCCCAACAUAUACAUUCCUUAUACAUGUAAAGUAAUCAAUAAGUUCUGGUAUGGUAACAUGAAUAAGUAUAUUUCAAGCUAGAAUCCAACAAAGCUAAAUGUAAAAAAAACUGAUUUCACAGGUUAAAUAAGGAAUGGAACAAUAUAAACCGGGACUUUUUUGGCGGGGUUGUACCUGUUCAGAACUCUAUUUUGCUGGUUGGAACAGUACAAAAAAAUAGUGGUUCAGAACGAAACGAUUGGAAAAUAAUUUAGGUUUCAACCACUGCAUUGCAUCACUUGGCAUGCCUACUUUUUUUACCACGCCACAUUAGCCUUACUCAGUUCUGCUCUAAUGAAAACAGCAGGAGAAAAGAGAUGAUUGCAUUGUUAAUGAUUGAGCUCUACUGCAGCAACAUAAUGUGUUUCACUAACAGCCUUGUCUGGGUCAUUACUCUGCUAAGCAUUGGAUGAGUCCCAAAUGGCACCCUAUUCCUUUUAUAGUGUAUUACUUUUGACCAGGGCCUAGGGUCAUAAGUAGUGCACUAUAUAGGGAAUAGGGUGCCAUUUGGGACACAUCCAUUGUGUGUAGUUAUGUUUACUCCAGAGAGCUACGCUGCUAAAACAACCCUAUUAGAUAUUAAUGAACUUAAUGAGGACAGAACACUGCCAGUGUUGGUCUAAAGGAGAGGAUGGUAUGGAUGGGGAUUGACUGGGCUUGGAUGGUUGCCUUGAAGCCAAUGUGGUCAAUGAGAGGCCAUCACAAUAUUAAGUGCAUUUUACAUUUGGUUUAUAUUUUAUGUUCAUCGUGUGUUUAAGUACUAUUUUGUAAGAUGUAACUAACUUCAGACAUGCAUCAUUUAUACACAAACAACACAUCUACAUACAACACAUCUACAAAAACAAAAUGUAUGUUUAUAUACUAAGUUAGGAUCUGCUUUUACUUUUUACCUGUGUAGAUGUGUUGCUGAGUCUGACACGGUACAGCCAGGGGGGAGACGGAGGACCAAUGACACGGCCUCAAGUACUACUUCCUGGUGACGUCAGCCAAUCAGCAGCCUUCCUGGACCUGAGGGGCUCCCGCCACCCCUGUGUCACCAAAACCUUCUUUGGUGAUGACUUCAUCCCUAACGACAUCGCUAUUGGCUGCCCUGGCGGCGAGGAGGGGCAGGAGGAUAAAGGACACGCCCCCUGCGUGCUGGUCACCGGGCCUAACAUGGGAGGAAAGUCUACUCUAAUGAGACAGGUAUGGGUUUUUCUUUCAACUUUCACUUUCAACUUUAUUUGUCCCAGAGAGAAACUGGUUGUGCAGCAAGAUCACACCAAGACACACAAUAAACAUUCAACAGGAAUGGCAGUUGAUCUUGAACCUCACCUGGGUCCUGUGUGUACUUUUGUUUCUUCUGUAGUUGUUGGCUUGAAGUUGUUAGAUUUCACCCUGUGGUGGUUCUGUGUUCCUGGCACAGUCUGGACUAGUAGUGAUUAUGUAUUUACUUGGUCCUGAUGUGUAUUUCAUCCUGUGCUUGGUCACUCCUCCCACAGUGUGGUCUGGUGGUGAUCUUGGCCCAGUUGGGUUGCUAUGUUCCUGCUGAGAGCCUGUCCUUCACACCUGUGGACAGAGUCUUCACCCGCUUGGGAGCAUCUGACCGUAUCAUGGCUGGUAAGGACUCGUACCCCACUCCCCAGCAAGUCACUCCUCCCCAUGCAUUUAAAAGUAUUUGAUUGGUGUAAGCAUGGGUUAGUGGGAGUUUCAACCAUAUUUCUUUGACCAUUCCUUUCCUAUUAAAUCCAUGAAGGGAAAUGAACACUUAGGGCAUUAGGGUUGAGAAUUGGGAUACAGAACAAGUGUUUUCCCUGAGUCCCUUAAGGUGUCCUCCUGAACUAAGUGGAUCUAACCUUGGCCUGUGUGUGUUCCAGGGGAGAGCACCUUCUUUGUAGAGCUGAGUGAGACUGCUAGUAUCCUCCAUCAUGGGACCAAGCACUCCCUGGUGCUGUUGGAUGAACUGGGUAAACAACACAUCUCUUAUCUAUUUGUCUCUCUUAGGUCUUUGUGUUGAGUUCAACAUGGUGUGGGUACUACAAGAAGACGUCUUAGUAGCCUUUGGGGUCAUCCUCCACUUCUGAGGCAUAGUUCUUUGGCAAGUUUCAGACCCAGUAUAAGCUUAGUUCUGGACUAAAAAGCAUGCUCAAUGGAGAUUCUCUAUUGAACAUACAUUUUAGUCAAAGUCUAGGCUUAAUCUGGGUCUGGGAAAUCAGCCCAUGAAGUUUAAGUGAGAGAGAAACUGAUCCAUUGUGUUGCAGGAAGGGGCACCGCCACAUAUGACGGCACAGCGAUAGCCAGUGCUGUGGUGAACGAGCUGGCAGAGAGGAUCUGCUGUCGGACCCUCUUCUCUACACAUUACCACUCCCUAGUAGAAGACUACACCAACAACCCUGCUGUACGGCUCGGACACAUGGUGAGGAGACACACCACACACAUAAGCAAGCUCAAUACGGUACACAGACAACAAUUCAAUGACAAAUAUUGUGCCUUCGGGUUUUAUACGGCUGGACACGUUAUUUUCGGCUCUGUCAAUCAAUCACAAAUUUGCAGACUUUUAUAGUAAUAUCAAAUAAUUUCUGGUUAACAAUUAAGUACUUUUCUAACCAGGUGUCCAUCCAACCUUUUUAUGCGAGUAACGUACAUGUCGGAUCAAAAAUUCCAUGACAGGCCUGAUGGAAACACAACAUUUUUCGGGAAACUUUCCAAAUGUCCCGCCCCCCCAAAAAUACGCUAGACAAUGUGGGAUCUUUUUGUGUCGGUAAAAUGAAUUAUGCAAGAAAUGUAGGCGGUAACACUUUUUAAAAUACGCAAAUAUUGAUAAUAACCAUCAUAUCGAAGUAAACUUGGAGUCACGCAAUGACAUGUUGUGGUCCUCCCAUUACGACUCGUCGGGAAAGCAUGCAGUUUAUUAGGCUACAGAUGAAAUGAUAAGUUAUGAUGAACUUUACAAGGUGAUGAUCUUGAUGCUCCUUUCCAAUAAAUAUUGAGGAUCUUAUUCGGAUGACAUGAUAAUCGAUACUUGGCUGUCGUUUGACAAAUAACAAUUCUUACACUUUUGUCCAUCAUAAUCUCAUCAUGUAGGCUAUAGCGCUGUUGGCUAGAGCGCACGUGCCAAUACCAGAGUGGGCACACUCGAUAUAUAACGCAAAAAGAAAUUGAGGAAAACCAUCAGUAGAGUUGAAAAUGCAAUGAAAAAGCCCCCACGGCCAAACCCUAACCCGGACAACACUGGACCAAUUGUGUGCCGUCCUAUGGGACUCCCGGUCACGGCUGGUUGUGACACAGCCCGGUAUCAAACUCCAGGCUGUAGUGAUGCCGCAACACUGCGAUGCACUGCCUUAAACUGCUGCGUCACUCUGGAGGCUGCGCAUAUUGUUCUUAUUCCGAUUUUUGAAUAUUUGCAUGAAAAUCGGUCACCAAUUGGAUAGAUUUCCAUUAAAAUUGGCAAAAUUUGCUUUUUAGCUAAACUUUUUCUCAAGCAAGAAUUUUCCUAGGACUGUCUGGGAGUGGGGAGGGGAAAACUGAAAACUAGCUAUUGGUCUAUUAACCAAUUUACCGCAUGGUGAUGUCACCAUGGAAAGCCGAAACUCCCACCCAUGCAAUUAGAAGGCUGAUUAGAAGGUCCUGUGUAGAUUGUAUUUUCAACCAGCAACUAUCAGGAAAUAACACUGCUCAAAUGUUUUCACACUUUUACAGUGUUCGUGUACAAUAUGAUAUAAAACAGAAUUUUGACUGCACUGGGCCUUUAAUCAACCAACCAGUCUUCCCCUAUCAGGCCUAUAUGGUGGAGAAGGAAGAAGAGGACCCUAGCCAGGAGACAUCGCCUUCCUCUAGAAGUUCAAGCAAUUAACCCAUUAAUUAACUAAUUACUCUGUCCCUCGCAGGCCUGUAUGGUGGAGAAUGAGGGAGAUGAGGACCCUAGUCAGGAGACCAUCACCUUCCUCUACAAGUUCAUUGCGGGAGCGUGUCCUAAAAGCUAUGGUUUCAACGCUGCUCGCCUCGCCAACCUGCCUGAGGAUGUUAUCCAAUCCGGCCACAGGAAGGCCAAGGAGUUUGAGAGGAGCACCAUCUCCCUACGAGUCUUCAAGUAUGUGGUAGAAGUACACUGAGUAUACCAAACAUUAGGAACACCUCCCCAAUAUUGAGUUACCCCCUCCCCUAUUACCAUACCCCAGUCCAAAGGCACUUAAAUGUUUUGUCUUGCCCAUUCACCCUCUGAAUGGCACACAUACACAAUCCAUGUCUCAAGGCUUAAAAAUCCUUCUUUAACCUGUCUCCUCCCCUUCAUGUACACUGAACAAAAAUGUAAAGUGUUGGUCCAUGUUUCAUGAGCUGAAAUAAAAGAUCCCAGAAAUGUUCCAUACACACACAAAGCUUAUUUCUCUCAAAUUGUGUGCACAAAUGUGUUUACAUCCCUGUUAGUGAGCAUUUCUCCUUUGCCAAGAUAAUCCAUCCACCUGACAGGUGAGGCAUAUCAAGAAGCUGAUUAAACCGCAUGAUCAUUACACAGGUGCACCUUGUGCUGGUGACAAGGCCACUCUAAAAUGUGCAGUUUUGGCAUACAACACAAUGCCACAGAUGUCUCAAGUUUUGAGGGAGCGUGCAAUUGGCAUGCUGACUGCAGGAAUGUCCACCAGAGCUGUUGCCAGAGAAUUUAAUGUAAAUUUCUCUACCAUAAGCCGCCUCCCAACGUCAUUUUAGAGAAUUUGGCAGUAUGUCCAACCGGCCUCACAACCGCAGACCGUGAAACCACGCCAGCCCAGGACUCCACAUCCGGCUUCUUCACCUGUGGGAUCGUCUGAGACCCGCCACCCGGACAGCUGAUGAAGCUGAGUUUGCACAUCCGACGAAUUUCUGCAUAAACUCAGAAACCGUCUCAGGAAGCUCAACUGUGUGCUCGUCGUCCUCACCAGGGUCUUGACCUGACUGCAGUUCGUGGUAACCGACUUCAGUGGGAAUAUGCUCACCUUCGAUGGCCACUGGCAUGCUGGAGAAGUGUGCUCUUCACGGAUGAAUCCCGGUUUCAACUGUACCGGGCAGAUGGCAGACGUUGUGGCGUUGUGUGGGCGAGCAGUUUGCUAAUGUCAGUGUUGUGAACAGAGUGCCCCAUGGUGGGGUUAUGGUAUGGGCAGGCAUAAGCUAUGGACAACGAACACAAUUAAAUUUUAUCUGCCAAUUUGAAUGCACAGAGAUACCGUGACGAGAUCCUGAGGCCCAUUGUCGUACCACUCAUCCGCCGCCGUCACCUCAUGGUUCAACAUAAUGCACAGCCCCAUGUCGCAAGGAUCUGCACACAAUUCUUGGAAGCUGAAAAAGUCCCAGUUCUUCCAUGGCCUACAUAGUCACCAGACAUGUCACCCAUUGAGCAUAUUUGGGAUGCUCUGGUUCGAGGUGUAUGACAGCGUGUUCCAGUUCCCGCCAGCCAUUCACACAGCCUUUAAAGAGUGGGACAACAUUCAACUCUAUGCAAAGGAGAUGUGUCGCGCUGCCUGAGACGGUCACACAAGAUACUGACUGGUUUUCUGAUCCACGCCCCUACCUGUGACCAACGGCUGCAUAUCUGUAUUCCCAGUAAUGUGAAAUCAAUUGAUUAGAGCCCAAUUUAUUUCAAUUGACUGAUUUCCUUAUGAACUGUAACUCAGUAAAAUCUUUGAAAUUGUUGCAUGUUAUUUUUGUUCAGUGUACAUAACAAGUGAUAUCAAUAAGGGAUCAUAGGUUUCACCUGGUCAGUAUGUGAUGGUAAGAGCAGGUGUUCUUAAUGUACUGCGUAUAUCUCAGUCUUCAAGUAUGUGUUAUACUGUAGUUACAUGUAGUAUGUUAUUUUUCCAUAUUUUUGCUCCACAGGAAGCUGUGUUUGUAUGCUGAAGACCCCAGAGCAGCCAGCACACAGUUUGCCUUGCUGGUCCGGAUGAUCGGCAACCUGUGAAGAUGAGGCUGUUUCGUUGAGGCUGUUUCGUUGUUGGGGCCUGUUCAAGAGAACGUUACACAACAUUCAGAUUAAAAAUGUAUCGAGUAGAACAGAAAUGAUUGUCAGAAUAGGAAAGUGUCAGCUCUAUUCAUUAUAUCUGCAACAUUUAAAACCUUUCACAUCCUUGAAUCCAUGUUUCGUUGUUUGUAGUUCUCUACUUGUUCUCAUUUAAAUUUUUUGUUCUCCACUUUCCACCAUCACAAAUCACUACUGUAUGAUCUAAUAAAGUUUAUUUAAAAAAAAAGACCACUUUUCUCUAUCUAGGAAAUUAAACCCUUUUAAUUAACACUAGCAUCUACAAAAUGAUUAUUGAAUACUCCACAAUAUAUUAAGUCUAGAUGUUAUGGUACAUGCAUACAAUUCAGGCUGUUUGAGAACCCACAGUCACCAAAACACAUGGAUGGGAAAGCAAUGAAAACCAUAUACUGCUGUUAUAUACUUAAAUGUCUCAGCUUUAUGUUCAGUAGAGCAAGAGCUUUACUUUAGAAAAAGAUCUCCGGCAAUGCUUUACUCCAAUGUGAAAAUAUUUGCGCUAGCCUGGUCCCAGAUCUGUUUGUGUGGCAUUGCGGGAAACGAGUUUGCAAGACGGCACAAACAGAUCUGGGACCAGGCUAGAAAAGCGCCAUGUUAACCAGGACAGCCUGGGCCUUGGAGCCUAACUAGACAGCUGUGAGUUCACAAGACUUGGGGCUGGAUUCAAUCCGUAUCGCAGAAGAUCUGCAUUAUAGUUCGAUUGAAAUUUAAAGGCAAUGUUCCUACGUUCGGCGACGUCAUUGACGGUAAAUCAGAAAUUACCUUUACAUUAUAACGCGGAAGGUACGGAUUGAAUCCAGCCCUUAAUACUUGUCAUUUAUACUGAUGUUUACCUCCAGUAUGGUCCAAAUAAUAGGAAAUCUGUAGGGAAGCAUUCAUGGUUCCUUAACUCCAGUGCGGACAAAUAUUGCAGACAAAUAAAAAGGUGUUUGGGUGUUCAAAGAGUCAAAACAAAACUGGCGACAGUUCUAAAAGCUUUUAACAAGACCACUGUAUUUUUUGCACCUUUUCUCUCAAGUCUCAUUUAAAAUAGUCAACAUUGCUGGAGAAAAUGUUGCUUUCUCUUUCACAGAAAGAAUGUAGAUACGUACACUUACAGCAAGUCUGGGGGGAUGGGUAAUAACCCAAAAAACAAAAUUAAUAUAUUUAAUAAAAUAAGACAUUCAAGUACAGUAACAUUUUUGCAUGAAAAUACAAAACUACAUGAGAAAAGCAUUUAAAAUAUUUUUCUUAAAAAAAAAACACUGAAGUGCUAGGACAUAUUCUUCUGUAACCAUACAUACACCAGCACAAUGGUUUGUUGCUGGAGACAGAAACAGUGUGUGGCGAGACUGCCUCCUCCGCCUGAGGAACUAGUUCCUCGUAUGGCUCUGAGCGUUGCAAUGCCGUUAUGCCACCAUCAAUGGCUCUGUACAAUAACUGCAGUCUGACUUCACUUGCCCACUUCGCAAAGGCAGGCAAGGAGGGGCAUUAUAAUGAUGGCUAGUGUCCAUCCAUCUCUCCACAGCUCCACUAUAAAAGCUGCAAUGCUUCCCAUGAAUUCUCCAACCUGAGUCAAUAUCUGUCUGAAAUGGCACCCUAUUGCCUUCAUAGGGCACUACUUUUGACUAGGUCUAUGCCUAUGAAGGGAAUAAGAAUACCCAUUUGUCUGCACACAUAGUCCCAUCCAUCACCGACCAAGUCCCAUUGCCUCCUCGUCAAUACGUUGCUGGGAAGGAAAAUAAAAAGGGAGAAGCGGGACAGGCGGGCAGUGCAUCCACAGCAGAAAUGUCAUAUAUAUAUAUGUAAAUGUCUCCUUUCAGCUCGUCUUUGUCCAUCACGACUUCCAUUUUUUCAUAUUUCUUUAAAGUCAUUUUUACAUUGUGUGAUAUUUAUAAGUUUGUAUUGUAUUGUAUUUUUCCUCCUCCCCAUGGGUGGACUAGUUAGCUGAACAAACAGGAGUCUCUGUCCAAAAUGGCACCCUAUUCCCUACAUAGUGCACUACUUUUGCCCAGGGCCAGCAUAGGGUCCUAGUCAAAAGUAGUGCACUAUAUAGGGAAUAGGCCUGGAAGGGUCCGGAGGGGGGAAGUCCAGGGGUCCAGCUCAGUUGUGUUGCAGCGUAUUGGACUCUAUAGGAGGGGCUGAGUCGUACAGUGUGUCUGUGUCGUGCGUGGGCUCUCCGGCUAGUGUGCAGGGGUUUGACAACGUCCCGGCUCCACAGUCACAGAAAAAUCUACAGCCAAGACAAAAUCAAUUAUUUUUGUUAUCUACAGAUCCAACUGGAUAUCUGCUAGUAUUUCAGUUGCUACUUGAUCAGCUGAUAGUUUCGUCUUUCACGUCAUGUCAUUUCCAGCAUAAUUAUCUUAAAGUCAAUUACUGACGAUAUACUAACAGAUUUGAAUGCAACAUUUCAUUUGGCACAGGAGGAAGAGGUUCUGCAACAUAAAACCAGAUAUCAUUUGAAUACCUGGAAAGUCAUUUAGCAUGAAGUAUUGCUGUAAUAUACAGUGCGUGUGUGUAUGGGUCUCAUUAACAAGAGAAUAGUAACAUACCUAUCAUGCCUAAUGAACUCGACGUCGUGCCCCUGGUGGCACUUCUUGAUGCAGUUCACACAGAUGGCGUUGCGGUCUGUUGUGUUACAGGUGUGACACCUGACCAGACGGAGGGACAGAACAAAGAAACAGGUGAUGAGCCGAAAGAGUUGGAGGUUACAUCGAUUAAAGUGGACAGGUGGGGCCUGUUGCAGAAAGCUGGAUCAAUGAGUUAGCCAGCUAACUGUCCAACAUUGCUUGAAAUAACGUUUUCUUUGAGAAAUAUAGAACAUAGCAUUCUCAAUUCAACCAGAAAGUCAAGAGUUAUAUGUGGCUGUUUAUCAAAGUUGAAAUGGCUAACUUAAUAAUCCUGCUUUCUGGAAAACCCCACUGGUUUAAGUUAGAUAUAUAUGGUAAGAAAUUAUUACCUGUAAAAAUCGUGCAUUGGAUAGCUGGUGUAACUUGAAAUCUUGUACAGGCACUGACCUCUGCUCACAGCUUUUUCAAUGGCAUCUUGAUUGUUCAUUAUUUUGUUAUCUGGGGGAGACAGGAGGACAGGUGUGGUUGGAUCAGACCAGGUACAGAUAAGAAAAAGUCAUGAAGAGGCAAUUUAAGAUAAUUCCAUUUUGAAAAAUAGAAUAACUGAUGUAAGUUGAUCCUACAAUGCUAGAUUCCUGGAAUAAAACAUCCACAAAUCACAUCAUGGUGACACAUUGUCCUUCACUUUACCUUUCAUUGUAACGUUGACACCAGAUGCGAGAAACAAUCCUCCAAAGCGGUUAUUGAAGAUCUGAUUGCCUUCCAGGGUUGCCGUGGCAUGAUUCGUGAUCUCAAUACCUAGUGGACAGAGACGGGUCAGGAUCAGCGUGGAGAUUCAGGCCCAUUCCCAAAUGGACCCGAAGCCCUAUGCACUUUUGGAGAUCUAAGAGGAUUUGAUUGGUAUAAGCAACAUGGUGAAACUUCCACAUAGCCUAGCAAGGUGGAGCUAUUCCCAUAUUGCUUACACUGGUCAAAUUAUCUUUGAUCUCCACAAGCGCAUAGGGCUCCAUUUUGGAUUGGGCCUCACUCUGUCUACAAUUAACAUUUACAAAUGACUGUCUACUAUUAAUCAAAAGGACUCAAAGCAAAAUACUGCUCGGUCGUGUUCAUUAGGGCACACAAUGGGGAAACUUUUUUUGCAACAGAAAAUUAGAAUUUCUUAUCGGACAAAUCCAGGUAGUCCCUCCCUCUCGUUUCAUUCUGCUUUCCACCAUAUGGUGCCUAAUGAACACGACCUGGAUUGAACCCUGCUUUCUAGCAUAGCGUUGCCCACCUGCAGCAAAGCCGUCAAAUAUCCUGUUCUUCCUCAGGAUGGGAUGGCUGUUGGUGCUGAUGAGGACUCCUGCCUGGGCGUUCCUGAAGAUAUCGUUCUCCUCCAGUAAACCUCGUCCUCCGUUGAAUAUACAGAUCCCUCCGUCUCUCCCGUCGUGGAUCUUAUUCCUUCGGAGGGUGGGGUUGCUGUCAGUCUUUAUCCACACCCCUGCCAUAGCGUUGUCAAAGAUCUCAUUGUCCUCGAUGAAGCCCAAACCUGAAACAGAGUCAAGAUAUCAGCCAAGAGGUCUCCCUUUCAUUUAUCAUGGUUAGAGGGUUCAUGAGGGAGCAUUUGAGUGACACUGGAAUUUGAUGGGUCCACUUCACUCAGAACCUGUGAGUCCAGGGUGUCUUCACUGUUCCGCACAUGAAUUUAAAAUGUAGAAAGGUACACAAGAUCAAGCUGUGCGAGAGGAGAAUGGAUGGAUAAAGAAAGAAUUAUAGAUGAUGGUUUCUCACCUGAGUUGUAAACCAGAAUGCCUCCAUUUUGACCUCCCCAGAUCUUGUUCCGUCUGAUUUUGGGAUUGCUGCCAGUUCUGUUACAGUGGGAAACAUUAACCAGCAAUCAAUCAAUGCAUAUAAUAAAGAAUAUUUAAAAAAUCAAUAGUGCUAUAACAAGAAAGCAUAGCACUGUGAUAUAUUACAACAUGCACUACAUGAUCUACACAGGUUGCCAUUAGAUCCCAUUGUAUGGUUGGCCAUUCAUUUUGAGUUCCAGCUCUCUCACUGACCUGAUUUGAACUCCGGAGUACAUGUGGUUGUAGAUAUCAUUGUCCUCCAACACUCCAUGGCCGUUGUCGUAGAAGUAGACGCCAACCUGUAUGACAAGGGAAGUGUUUAGUUUGCAGGUUAUUGUCAAAUUUCAUUAAAUUCAUAUGUGAGAGAUGAGUGACCCAUAGAGCCAUCUGAAUAGACAGACUGGUCUCUCCAUCUCCGUACCUGUUUCCCACUGUGUAUCCUGUUCCUCCUGAGGACAGGUGUGCUUCCUGUGGUCACCCACACUCCUGCCAGCGUGUUGCUGUACACCUCAUUCUCCUCGAUCACCCCCUGUCCCUUUUCAUGCUACAGGGGAGAGACACACAGAUUAAUUACAUUACUAAUAACCUUAUCCAAAGAGAACUGUCCCGUCUUUCAGAGUCCACUGACUACAAGAUGGCUCUGUAUCAAUUUACAUUUUAGUCAUUUAGCAGUCUCUUUUCCAGAGCAACUUACAGGAGCAAUUAGGGUCAAGUACCUUGCUCAAGGGCACAUCGGCAGAUUUUUCACCUAGUCAGCUUGGGGAUUCGAACCAGCGACCUUUCGGUUACUGACCCAUCGCUCUUAACCGCUUGGCUACCUGCCUAGCGGUUAAGAGCAUUUUAUUUUCAGACACUAAUGUGGUGGGCUCAUAGUAGUUAAAGAUGCUAAAGGUUUGCAAAUAAACCACAGCUACAGUGAGGGAAAAAAGUAUUUGAUCCCCUGCUGAUUUUGUACGUUUGCCCACUGACAAAUACAUGAUCAGUCUAUCAUUUUAAUGGUAGGUUUAUUUGAACAGUGAGAGACAGAAUAACAACAAUAAAAAUCCAGAAAAACGCAUGUCAAAAAUGUUAUAAAUUGAUUUGCAUUUUAAUGAGGGAAAUAAGUAUUUCACCCCUCUGCAAAACAUGACUUAGUACUUGGUGGCAAAACCCUUGUUGGCAAUCACAGAGGUCAGACGUUUCUUGUAGUUGGCCACAAGGUUUGCACACAUCUCAGGAGGGAUUUUGUCCCACUCCUCUUUGCAGAUCUUCUCCAAGUCAUUAAGGUUUCGAGGCUGACGUUUGGCAACUCCUUCAGCUCCCUCCACAGAUUUUCUAUGGGAUUAAGGUCUGGAGACUGGCUAGGCCACUCCAGGACCUUAAUGUGCUUAUUGAGCCACUCCUUUGUUGCCUUGGCUGUGUGUUUUGGGUCAUUGUCAUGCUGGAAUACCCAUCCACGACCCAUUUUCAAUGCCCUGGCUGAGGGAACGAGGUUCUCACCCAAGAUUUGACGGUACAUGGCGCCGUCCAUCGUCCCUUUGAUGCGGUGAAGUUGUCCUGUCCCCUUAGCAGAAAAACACCCCCAAAGCAUAAUGUUUCCAUCUCCAUGUUUGACGGUGGGGAUGGUGUUCUUGGGGUCAUAGGCAACAUUCCUCCUCCUCCAAACACGGCGAGUUGAGUUGAUGCCAAAGAGCUCGAUUUUGGUCUCAUCUGACCACAACACUUUCACCCAGUUCUCCUCUGAAUCAUUCAUCUGUUCAUUGGCAAACUUCAGACGGGCCUGUAUAUGUGCUUUCUUGAACAGGGGGACCUUGCGGGCGCUGCAGGAUUUCAGUCCUUCUCGGCGUAGUGUGUUACCAAUUGUUUUCUUGGUGACUAUGGUCCCAGCUGCCUUGAGAUCAUUGACAAGAUCCUCCUGUGUAAUUCUGGGCUGAUUCCUCACCGUUCUCAUGAUCAUUGCAACUCCACAAGGUGAGAUCUUGCAUGGAGCCCCAGGCCGAGGGAGAUUGACAGUUCUUUUGUGUUUCUUCCAUUUGCGAAUAAUCGCACCAACUGUUGUCACCUUCUCACCAAGCUGCUUGGCGAUGGUCUUGUAGCCCAUUCCAGCCUUGUGUAGGUCUACAAUCUUGUCCCUGACAUCCUUGGAGAGCCCAAUGGUCUUGGCCAUUGUGGAGAGUUUGGAAUCUGAUUGAUUGAUUGCUUCUGUGGACAGGUGUCUCAGCUCAGCUCGUUACCUGUAUAAAAGACACCUGGGAGCCAGAAAUCUUUCUGAUUGAGAGGGGGUCAACUACUUAUUUCCCUCAUUAAAAUGCAAAUCAAUUUAUAACAUUUUUGACAUGCGUUUUUCAGGAUUUUUUGUUGUUAUUCUGUCUCUCACUGUUCAAAUAAACCUACCAUUAAAAUUAUAGACUGAUCAUUUCUUUGUCAGUGGGCAAACGUACAAAAUCAGCAGGGGAUCAAAUACUUUUUUCCCUCACUGUAUAAGUCUCAUAAGUAUUUGCUACACAUUUGACUACAUGUUAUUUUUAAAAUACACAUUUAAAAUAGGUUCUAAAAAGCCCUACUUACCACAUAGAUGCCCCCGUGCUGUCCGUCGUGGAUCUUGUUGUGUCGUACGAUGGGGCAGCUGUUUGUCCUGAUCUGGAUCCCUGCCAAGGCGUUACCGUAGAUAUCGUUCCCCUCGAUGAGGCCUCGCCCAUCACCGAAUAUGUAAACUCCGCCUUGGUUACCGUUGAAGAUGGCAUUGCCCCUGUGAUUGACCCAACGUGGAAAAAUUUCACAAUUGAGUAUCCAUUUACACAUCAGAAUCAAUUCAACUUAAUAUGGGUUAUAUAACAGACAAAAAGAGAGUGAGCGAAGUAGAAAAAGGGAAAGAGAGGGGGGGGGGAGAGAAAGAGAGGAGAGAGAGAGGAGAAAGAGAGAAAGUGUUUGACUGUAAAACCCCACUGACCUUAUUGUAGGAUCACUAUUGGAGGUAAUCCACACUCCAGCAAAGUUGUUUGCAUAGAUCUUGUUCUCGAUGAACUGUCCUCGGCCCUUCUCGUGCACGUAGAUCCCUCCCGUCUGCCCAUGGUGGAUCUCACAGCGCACUACCGUGGGGUUGGCGUACGCCUUCACCUCGAAGCCAGCUAUGCGGUUCCUGUGGAUGUUGCAGCUCUCAAAGUAGCCCUGCAGGGGGUGACAGUCACAGUCAGUCAAAAUAAUCAGAAUGCCAAGGCUCUUUCUCAAUUAAUCUUUUCUCGAUUCGUCGCAUCCUCUCUCCUCGCCUCCUUUCCCAAAAGUAUUGGAGAAGGUGAGACGGGAGGAACCUUGGACCUUCUCUAAUACGUUUCAGAAGAGCAAGGUGUUAAACUGUUCUUUCCUCUUGAGAAAAUUGCCUCAAUCCUUAUGUAACCAAGCUACAGUGUGAGUAGGAAUACAUUUACAUGUUUUUAAAAGGGAAAAGCUGUGGAUUAAGGCUUAUGUAACUAAAAUCAGUGGUGGGUCUCUAAAACCUACACAUGGAUUAAACUGCAAGCCAACACUUCUCUUUAAGAACAAGAAACGGCUGCAGACUGAGUUUGAUAAGUCAGCUGAGUGUCUACAGUAGAGACUAAGGUUCUUCCUCAAUUAUUCUUUCCUUGUUACCUAGCAUCCGCUCCUUCUCAAAACACAUUGGAGAAGAAGGUCAGAGGGGAGAGACCUUGGACUUUCUCCUGCAAUACUGUUGAGAAGGAGGUGAGACGAUGCAAGAGAUGAAUUGAGAUAGUGCCUUAAGUCACUACUGUAGACACUGAGCUGGCCUCAGUGGUAGCCAGACCAGAGACCAGACCAAUAUGGAGUGUCAUCUCAGUGGUAGCCAGACCAGACCAAUAUGGAGUGUCAUCUCGGUGGUAGCCAGACCAGACCAAUAUGGAGUGUCAUCUCGGUGGUAGCCAGACCAGACCAAUGGAGACCAGACAAAUAUCAUCUCACCAUGCCGUGGUCGAAAGUGAAGACGCCCACAUCUCUUCCGUGGUGGAUGUGGUUCCGUCUGAUGAUGGGGUUGCCGUGGUUUUUCACCCAGAUUCCAGCCAGUGCGUUGUUGGAGAUCUCGUUGUCCUCGUAGAUUCCCUGGAAACACAGAGAGUGUCAGUUUCACAGCAGAAUCUUGGAACUGGGAUGAUUUGAGUAAUCAAGUGCCAUAAGGAAAGAGCAGUGCGUGUGUGUUCGUUACCUACCUGUGCAUGGUCGGUGAUGUAAAGCCCCACGUUCUCACAGUCGCUGAUGUUGCAGUGUCUGAUACUGGGACAAGCUCCCUGGCCACUCACACAGACCGCUGAGCCCACUGAAACAAACAGGAGUAGAGCCAGCCAGGUGAACAUGCUAGAGCCCGGUGUAUCAACUACGUUAGACUUCUCAGACAGAUACCCACGCAAUGUCUCAAUUGAAUAUGUUGAAGACACUGUGUCAAAAUAGCUAGCAUAGCUCCAGAAUUAUUUUGAAGAGUAGAACCCUAUGAGCUAUGAUAAUUAUUAUGCAUUUGGGAGUCAAAAUGCGAUCCAAAAUGAAAAGGCCCUAUAAUAACAAAAUCAAUUAAUUCCCAAUAAUUAGACUGCACUAGGUGGGUCUGAGUUGCUAAGACUAUGCUUAAUGAAUGGCAUGUAGGUCUGUGGAGAGAUGGAGACAUUGUGUUGUAAGGUACCUGUGCAAGUGCUGCGUAUGAUGCAGUGGUCAAUGAUGGGGCUGCAGUUGACUGUAAUCUCCAGGCAGUGGUGGGCGUUGUGGUGCUGGGCAGACUUAUCAUCAGGAUUAAACUAAAGGACGACAAACAUAAGGGAGUUAGACAAGUUUAUUACAUGACUAAGAUAUUACUAAGAUAUGACUAACGUCAGGCUAAAAGUGGAUAAAAGCUUCUGCUAAAUGGCAUAUAUUAUAUUACUAAGAUAUGAGUCAUAUUCAUAACAUAUGACUAACAACCACAACUGAUAUAAUGUCAAGACUUCCCUUUGUUUUAGACCAGCUGUAUUUACAAUGAGAUGUGGACCACUCAUGUACAGAGUUCAGGCAUACACAAACAGUCAGCUAGGCUAGAGUCAUAUUACAUAAGUAAUGGAUAAUAUCUGACCUUGAUGGUCAUGUAGCCAACGUAUGCGUCCUCCGAGCCCUCCAUGAAGACAAACGUGGAGUCUCUGGUGUUCUCAAUGAUCACUUUGUCUGCUACUUUACCAGGUGCUGUUGAAAAAUUAACGUUGUUAGGGUUAAAAGGGCAAGGUUAAAAAGACAACAUCGGGCUAAAAGUGUCCAGCAAUGACAAUCAAUUAACCUAGUUAAUAGGUCAAGUGGUAUAACUCAGAGUGGGUACUUGGCCUAUCCACAGGGGGUACUUGAGGAGACUCAUGAGACCAUAGGCCUACAGGCAGAGCAAAAUUCAUUUGGUGGUACCAAAAAAGGUUGGGAACCACUGGUACAGAUAGACAACAAACAGACAGUAUGGUACAGAUAGACAACAAACAGACAGUAAGUCAACUCAAUAAUGAAUACGUACCAGCUCCGAUCAUUGUGAUGGGUGACUCUAUGUAGAUCCACUCGUCAGUGUAGACCCCAGAGUGGACGAAUAUGAGGCCGUCAAAGUGGGCCUCCUGUACACCCCCCAGGGCAUCUUCUAUGGUGUCAUAGUACUGAGGAAGAGGCAGCACAGAGAAGUGUGUUAGAGCCAAGUCAUGAUGACCAAUCACUCGAUAACAACCUUAAAACAAACAGAACUCUGGGCCAGUUUCCCAGAUUAAGAAGCCUAGUCCUAAUCUAAAACGCUAGGCCUAUAUCAAUUGAGAUUAUUCAUUCAGUGUGCAUUUUAGUCCAGCUCUAGGCUCAAUCUGUGUCAAGGAAACUGGCCCUUAAACUCUCUGAAACAACCAAAAACUCUUACAAGCAUGUUCUCUCUUCCUUUGUAUCUGGCAGGAUUACUGUAGAAGUGUUCCGCGAAGCCCGUCUUCACGUGUGCUCCUUUAUACUGAAAACAAAAAAAGAUAACGAAUCUAGCCAUUGUUAUUAUAGCACAGUAACACUUAUGGUGGGAUUCCUUCUAGAAUCACAGCAAUCUCAAGUGAUAUUAGACUCCACUGGGACUACCUGCGCCAUAGAAUUAGAAUGACUGGGACACUGUUCUAACAUGCAUACUUCUGAACAAGCUAUUGACAGUUUGUUUUAGCAGCAGAGGUAGUAUCUACAGUGCAUUCAGAAAGUAUUCAGAUCCCUUGACUUUUUCCACGUUUUGUUAUAGCCUUAUUCUAAAAUUGAUGAAAUUGUUUUUUUGUCCUCAUCAAUCUACACACAAUACUCCAUAAUGACAAAGCAAAAACAGGUUUACAUAAGUAUUCAGACCCUUUGCUUUGAGACUCUAAAUUGAGCUCAGGUGCAUCCUGUUUCCAUUGAUCAUCCUUGAGAUGUUUCUACAACUUGAUUGGAGUACUUUUUAUUUAUUUAUCUAAAAACCUGUUUUCACUUUGUCAUUAUGGGGUAUUGUGUGUAGAUUGAUGAGGGAAAAAAGCAAUUUCAUCCAUAUUAGAAUAAGGCUGUAACAAAAUGUGGAAAAAGUCAAGGGGUCUGAAUACUUUCUGAAUGCACUGUUUAUGGUUGAGUAACAGUAACAGUUAGGACAGUGAGGGUUUACAGAGGUCAGAGAGUAACAGCUAAGAGGAUAGUGAGGGUUUACAGAGGUCAGAGAGUAACAGCUAAGAGGAUAGUGAGGGUUUAACGAGGUCAGAGAGUAACAGCUAAGAGGAUAGUGAGGGUUUACAGAGGUCAGAGAGUAACAGCUAAGAGGAUAGUGAGGGUUUACAGAGGUCAGAGAGUAACAGCUAAGAGGAUAGUGAGGGUUUACAGAGAUCAGAGAGUAACAGCUAAGAGGAUAGUGAGGGUUUACAGAGGUCAGAGAGUAACAGCUAAGAGGAUAGUGAGGGUUUACAGAGGUCAGAGAGUAACAGCUAAGAGGAUAGUGAGGGUUUACAGAGGUCAGAGAGUAACAGCUAAGAGGAUAGUGUGGGUUUACAGAGGUCAGAGAGUAACAGCUAAGAGGAUAGUGAGGGUUUACAGAGCUCAGAGAGUAACAGCUAAGAGGAUAGUGAGGGUUUACAGAGGUCAGAGAGUAACAGCUAAGAGGAUAGUGAGGGUUUACAGAGGUCAGAGAGUAACAGCUAAGAGGAUAGUGUGGGUUUACAGAGGUCAGAGAGUAACAGCUAAGAGGAUAGUGUGGGUUUACAGAGGUCAGAGAGUAACAGCUAAGAGGAUAGUGAGGGUUUACAGAGGUCAGAGAGUAACAGCUAAGAGGACAGUGUGGGUUUACAGAGGUCAGAGAGUAACAGCUAAGAGGAUAGUGUGGGUUUACAGAGGUCAGAGAGUAACAGCUAAGAGGACAGUGUGGGUUUACAGAGGUCAGAGAGUAACAGCUAAGAGGACAGUGAGGGUUUACAUGGGUCAGAGAGUAACAGCUAAGAGGACAGUGAGGGUUUACAGAGGUCCGAGAGUAACAGCUAAGAGGAUAGUGAGGGUUUACAGAGGUCAGAGAGUAACAGCUAAGAGGAUAGUGAGGGUUUACAGAGGUCAGAGAGUAACAGCUAAGAGGAUAGUGAGGGUUUACAGAGGUCAGAGAGUAACAGCUAAGAGGAUAGUGAGGGUUUACAGAGGUCAGAGAGUAACAGCUAAGAGGAUAGUGAGGGUUUACAGAGGUCAGUGAGUAACAGCUAAGAGGAUAGUGUGGGUUUACAGAGGUCAGAGAGUAACAGCUAAGAGGAUAGUGUGGGUUUACAGAGGUCAGAGAGUAACAGCUAAGAGGAUAGUGUGGGUUUACAGAGGUCAGAGAGUAACAGCUAAGAGGAUAGUGUGGGUUUACAGAGGUCAGAGAGUAACAGCUAAGAGGAUAGUGAGGGUUUACAGAGGUCAGAGAGUAACAGCUAAGAGGAUAGUGAGGGUUUACAGAGGUCAGAGAGUAACAGCUAAGAGGAUAGUGUGGGUUUACAGAGGUCAGAGAGUAACAGCUAAGAGGAUAGUGAGGGUUUACAGAGGUCAGUGAGUAACAGCUAAGAGGAUAGUGUGGGUUUACAGAGGUCAGAGAGUAACAGCUAAGAGGAUAGUGUGGGUUUACAGAGGUCAGAGAGUAACAGCUAAGAGGAUAGUGAGGGUUUACAGAGGUCUGAGGUGAGAGGUAAUAGUGACGACAGUGAGGGUAGAGGUCAGAGGUAACAGUUUGUAAACCAUCACUCUCCUGAGAUCAGAGGUGAGAGGUAACAGUGACGACAGUAGAGGGUAUAGAGGUCAUUGGUCAUAGUCCUACCAGCUGCUGAAAGCUCUCUUUCCACGGGUUGGGCUGCUCGUACUCCUCUGGGUUAAUCUGGAAGAACUUCCCCGCCUCAGGGUGCAUCAUGGGACGUGUGUACUCAAACACCUCCAUGUACAGCCUCUUCCUGUGAAGCAAAGCAAGGCACACAGACACCAUCAGACCGGGUUACUUUACGCGAUAACACUCGGUGGGGGGGGCAGGAGGGAAAGACAUGGUGCGUGUUCCAGACUGUGCAGAAUCACUGAUCUACGAAUCACCUUGCAUCCCAAAUUGACAACUCACUAUGUGAUCAAGAUUAGAUUCUGUGCAUCGGCUUGCUCAAACUGCUGAUUAGCUGAGUGGUGCGGGAGGGAAAGGGAUGCGGGAGGGACUUGAAUGGGGAUGUCCAUCCAGACUGACGGAACAACAGAGACGGAACGACAGACAAUGUCUCACCAUCCAGACACAAACAGACAGAGACACAGGGACAGCCAAACAGCCACUCACCAGAGGAUGGGAUCAUUGGCCAGUUCGCUGAAGCGUUUGCAGACACAUGCUGCGCGACACAGGUCCUGCUCCAAAAGGUAGGAGAAGAUCUUCAGAACCACCUCGUCUGGCAGCUUCUCCUGGAGGUAGUGCUCCGCCGGCGCUGCUAG
Coregonus sp. 'balchen' is the source of this 37156-nucleotide messenger RNA. Lineage: Eukaryota; Metazoa; Chordata; Actinopteri; Salmoniformes; Salmonidae. The record is from the annotation of a GenBank genome assembly.